AUGAAGGUGAAAAAUAUGAUGCCACGUGAAAAAUCGUAUCUCCUUGAUGAGUUGGCAUUAGAAAGAGGUCAUGAGGUGAUACGACUUCCUCCCUAUCACUACCAGUAUAACGCUAUUGAGUUGAUUUGGGCUCAAGUUAAAAAUGAAGUUGCCAAAAAAAAUAACACUUUCAAGAUGGUAGACAUUGAACGUUUGACUCAUGAAGCGUUAGAUUCAGUGACUAUACAAGAUUGGGAGAAAUGUGUACGACAUGCAAAAAGUAUUCAAUCCCAAGACUAUGAAAGAGAAGUUCACAGGGAUUCCAUAUUAGAACCCAUUAUAUUAAUCAUAUUACCAGGUGAUAGUGAUUCGAGUGAUGAUGACACAGAUAAUGAUGAUGAUUAA
Messenger RNA from Sipha flava (yellow sugarcane aphid), 384 nucleotides. RefSeq lists its product as uncharacterized. Lineage: Eukaryota; Metazoa; Arthropoda; Insecta; Hemiptera; Aphididae. Gene Ontology annotation, molecular function: nucleic acid binding. The transcript has a single exon. The record is from RefSeq and is a predicted model, not a curated record. The coding region runs from base 1 to 384 and encodes 127 amino acids.